This is a messenger RNA of Apus apus (common swift), 5639 nucleotides long. It is a transcript of the gene RFTN2, whose product is annotated as raftlin family member 2. Bases 321 to 1838 code for a protein of 505 amino acids. The record is from RefSeq and is a predicted model, not a curated record. The transcript is spliced from 9 exons. NCBI's taxonomy places the organism in Eukaryota, Metazoa, Chordata, Aves, Apodiformes, Apodidae.
GGGGGCUGGCUGUAAAUCGACGUGGCAUGGAAAAUCUCUGCUAGUUUGUUGCAGCUCUAACUUAGCUGUGAAAUCGAGCCCACUCUCAUGAAGUUUGCAGUUUGAAAUUAUCACGGGCUUACUCUUUCUACAUAAAAAUGAAUGAAAAGCACCAUCGCGUGUUGACUUGGGAACUGGACUUUUUCUGUGUUUGGAUUUACGGCUAAUAGAAAACAAAGUCAAAGGGAAUUAUUUGGUUACUUUUUUCCCUCUAGUGAGAGCAACAGAUCUCGCUGCUCCCCCCACCUUUUCCUGCGAUUUAAUUGUUUGCAGAUCUUGCCAUGGGGUGCGGACUGAGAAAGCUGGAAGACCCCGAUGAUAGCAGCCCUGGAAAAAUCUUCUCCACGUUGAAGAGACCACAAGUUGAAACAAAGACUGAUUCUGCUUAUGAAUAUGUAUUGCUGGAUUUUACUUUAGAAGCUUCCUCUAAUCCAGAAGUUAUCAAGAUCAGUUCUGUGUUGGAUAUAGCAUCUAAGGUGGAAGAAUAUUAUAGCAAAGGAUUUGUUGUAGGAGCUGUUCAUCCUAUUAUACUGCCAAUUGGACGUAGAAGGAAUUUUCCUGCAAGCCACAUGUAUCGAGUUGUACUUUCACGAUUAAAAUUAAGCCAGAAGCAUGCAGCACCCAGAGGACGAAGGCACCCCCGGCUGGUGAUUGAGGAAUGUCCUUUAAUGUCUGAAACACUGACAAAUGAGGUAGUGAAAGAACUGUUAGAAAAGGUUAAUGAAGCUGCUAAAAGAGGAAAGAAGUUUGUGGGAUUUGUAACACAACAUUUUCCUCAACCUAAAGGCUGCAAUGGGACGACCACAGAUGGAAGUGCUGAGCUGGAAUCAAUGCUGAGCAGAAGUAGGGAACACGGAAGAAAAAAUUCUGAUGAAAACUAUAAAAACUGGAAUGAAGGGACAUUUAGUGGUCACUCAUCUGAAAGUGGGAUAGAAGAGGAAAUGCAAGGAGAAAGCAGUCUGUUACAGGAUGCAGAUUUCCAGUUUGGAAAAGAAGUCAGCCCUGUUAAACCAAGAAAAGGAGAUGACAAGCUGUAUACAGUCUUCAAUGUUUUUGAUGAUGAUUCUGCCUGCUGGACCUAUCAUGAAGGUGUUUUGUCUAUGAAGGUAACAAGAAAGGGGCCCAUUAUUAGUACACUGGAAGCAGACUGGCUAGAACUAACCACAUUUUAUUACAAACAAGGAUUGUCCUUAAUUGAUUCUUUUGUACACUGGGAGACUUCUAAAGGGGACUAUUUGCCCAAAUCUUUAGAAGGAUUAUUUAUCUAUGAAGAAGAAGGUGCUGGGGUUCCAGGCUCUAACAGGAAAGGAAAUGAUGCAAUAGUUGUUGAACAAUGGACAGUCAUUGAGGGGUGUGAAAUUAAAACAGAUUAUGGGCCUUUAUUGCACACGCUGGCUGAGUUUGGAUGGCUCCUGACCUGUGUCCUGCCUACACCCGUCGUACGACAUGACAGUGAAGGAAAUCUGGCCACAAAGCAAGUUGUUUUUCUUCAGAGACCUAUUGUGUGGAAUUCUGCUGUCCAGACACCAGAGAAAUCCCUAAGACAAGAUAUUGGGGAGGAAAAAGGCAGAGUCUCCAGCAGAAGUGUUGGAUUAGACACGGCUACUUCUCGCCCUGCAGAAAUUGGACAAGCACCAGAUGAGUUUCACCUAUCUGCUUCUAAACAAUGUUGGAUCAAGGAGGCAUCCUCCCAAUAUGGAGGCUUUCCAGGAUUCAGCAGCAGUGAUGGAGUAUUAAGGGAACUGGAUGAUGGACAAUUUGACCAGGAAGAUGGAGUAACUCAGGUCACAUGUAUGUAAUAAAGUAAGUGCAUCAGAUGGACAUGUACAGAAUUGACACAAACAUUUGAUUUGCGUUUUUUUAAAUCAUACUACUUUAAGUGCAUUGGUAUAAUCCUAUGAGUUUUCCUAGACUUGUUUUGUAUUUUUGUUAGUUUAUUUGUUGUGUUAAUCCUACUGUAGUAAUAAUACUACUGCAAAAUAACUUGUUUUCCUGCCUCUAAGAGAAUAACUACAUGACUGGGUGCUCUCUUAACUUGUUAAUGCUUUUGACAAGCAAGGAAGCAAAUGCUGCAAAACAGUGAUAGUUUGAAUUGUGUAAGAGAGAAAGGAAUGAGGAUGUUUAUUUUCCACAAGCUGGAGGAAUGUUGUUUGUUGUUUGUUUUUUUUUAAAGGGUGUUGUAUAUAUUGGUGGGGUGAAAAAAGAAGAAUGAACUUAUGUGGCUGUUAAGUUUUAACCUUACUAGGCUUUUGAGUUUACUCAAGGCAAGAGAAAUGUGUCUUACAUUAGAGUGUUAAGAAUUUAAGCUACAUUCAGACUUGGUAUGUACAGAAAACCUCUAGAGGCUGUAGGCAGACACUUGUUCCUGUAAUCUAAUUUAAUCUAUGCAGGUUUUAGCAGGGUUCCUUGUACUUCUAAGCCAAAAGCUAUCCAAGCAUAUAGCCUGUAUAAUGAUAUUCAUACUUACAAGGGGAAAUUAAGAACCACUCACCACCCUGAAGAUAACUUGCACUCUUGACUAGUUGGAGAAACUCACUAAGAACCAUUGACAGCAGAGGUGCACAAUGAUGCUGUAAUAUAUGGGAGGAAGUAGACCGCACUUAAUAGGAAAUAUUAGACUAUACACAAAUAUGCUAACGUAUAUAUAAAAAUGUCUUGGCUAAAUGUGUCUCACUGGGUAAAGUUUAUUCAACUGCAUCAAAUACCAGAAAGAAUGUUCAGAGAAAAGGAUGAAGCUGCUGUGCUUCCACCCUCACCCUUGGGAGUAGCUGCUUGUAUUCAGGGAGGUUAACACUGGUACGGCUCUGUGGGGAGAGGCAUGAACAGGGCUUGGUUUUUUGCUGCUGUAAAAUUACAUUUUACAGAGAAAAAGCUGGAAAAAAAAAUGCAUCUCAGAAGAUAAAUGUGACUAUACAUAAAAUCUGCUUUUUUCAGUUCAUUUUAGAAGCCAAAAUUAUACCUGCUCGUCACACAAGCUAAUGGAAAACCUAGGAAUUCUGAAUAUUUCAAGUCAAAGCAUUUUUAAGUACAUCAAAGAAGCUGUUGACCUUUUAUAAAGCAGUAUCCCUGAUUAAGAUGGCUGACAGUAGUGAAUCCUAAACUGCACUACAAAUAUUUAUACAACAAGAUACAAUGUAUAAAGUACUAAAUUAAAUGCAGUUAACCUUUCUAGUAGAUAAAAGGAGUAAUUUUACUGAGAUCUUUCAGUAUCAGCUGUUGAAAAUGCAGAAAAUUCAGUAUGUUAGCAUGUUUCUAACAUAACUUUUCCCUUUAUGAUUAAUGGGAUGUGCACAAGGGAGAUUGAUUUGGAACAAGGGUAGAUACUGAGUAUGCUCUGGAUGGAUUCCACAAUACUAUAGAAUCAUUAAGGUUGGAAGGGACCUUAAAGAUCAAGUUCCUGGCUUGAGCUGGGUAGAUGAUGUCACUCUGCCACCAUCUCUGUAGCCUUGUUGUAGAAGGCCACCAGACUGGUCAGGCAUGACUUGCCCUUAAUGAAGCCAUGUUGGCUGCCAUCAGUCAUCUCUUUAUUUUCCAUGUGCCUUAGCAGACCUUCCAGGAGGAUCUACUCUAUGACCCUGCCAGGCACAGAGGUGAGACUGACUGGCCUGUCUGUAGUUUUCUGGGUCUUCCUUUUUCCCCUGUUUAAAAACAGGGGCUUUGUUCCCUUUUUUGCAAUCAGCAGGAACCUCACCAGACUGCCAUGAAAUAUCAAAUAUGAUGGACAGAGGCUUAGCAACUGCAUCCACCAGCUCCCUCUGGACCUGUGAGUGAAUCCUAUCAGGCCCCAUAGAUUUAUGCACCUUCAGGUUGUUUAGAUGGUCAUAUCCACACUUGCUUAGCAAAAAGGGCUGCUCUUAAAAUUAAGCCAUAUUCUGGUUCAGUAGCCCACAGUUAUAAUGUGCUUUAGUCCUUGCUUUUGAGUGUCACAGUGGUUGACUGUGCUGCAAACCUCUAAAUGUCUUUCUAGUCUUUUUAAUUAAUGUAAAUAUGUGAAAUUGUUUCCUCUGAUCCCACUCAGCAGUUCCUCUAUAGUUAAGGACAGCUGUUUAAUGCCAUUUGUCUCACAGUAUGAGAAGUUGCCCAUGCUGUAGGAACAUGAAUUGAGAUGUGUUUUUUUUUCUGGCACUCUGGUGUCUUUCACCCCAGGUGUCUUAAGUUACAUUUAGGCUCUGCAUUGGAAAAAAUAAAAUGCAGUUCUUGACGGGGCAGGAAAAGCAAACCUGAACAGGGGCCAAGACAGGUAUCUAAAGUGAGUGGCAUGGAGAGGGUACCGAAGGAGUAAAUUCUUGAGCUUUCUUUUUUGAUACAGGAACUCAAGGGAAUCCUGGAAGUGGUAAAUAGCAAGUCUGAAACAAAGAUACCAGUUCAGCUAAGUGUAGAACUCCUGGGUGCUGGAUGGUGUGUGUAAAGCUAACAGGGAUUUAAGAGGUCAUUGAAAAAUUCCUGAAAGGGAAAAAAAAAAAUGUAAAAAUUGCUCAAUUCUCUCUAAAAGCCACUAACCUAGAAGAAACUGCUGGAGAUACGAAAGCUGGUCUGAGUGACUGCAUGCUUAUCCUACUCUACAGAUUACUGGAAGCACCUGUGCUUUGUGCCUGGUGGGCAUGUAGCUGAGUAUUCCUGCUGCAGGGCUUUCUUUCAGAAAUCAGAGUAAAUUGUUUCCUCAGCCUGUGUGAAGACUGCAAAAGUUACCUGACUUCACACAUUAGUUGAAGAAGACAGAAUAAACCACCCAUCUCCCUAGGGCAUGGAUGCUGAAACAGAAAUAAUUAAAAAUGCUUCUAAAGCAAAUAACAGAAAAUCUGUUUAUUUCUUUGUAGUUAAAAAUUCUGAAAGCCAACUAUAUCUUAACUGGAAAAGUAAAAAGGGAAGGGUGCAUUUUGGGCUUAGGUGAUUCUAGUUUAAGCUGCUUUUUUCAUCACCUGGUCUUACACAAACUAGAAAAUUACAGUAUGCCUUUAUUAGUGUUGUGACCAGCAACAUCCAAUAACUAAGUUGGUAAAUCAGAAGAGCUGUCAGAGUAACCCUGUUGUUUUUUUAAUGCUCCUUUAUAUAUAUGUAUUAUUUAUAUAUAUAAUGCACAUACACACUGUUCAGUUUUCAUUUUACUGCAAUGUAUGUCAUAGUCAUGUUUUUAUUGAAAGAAUUGCAAAUCAAACUUAAAAGCAUGGAUGCAUUUUCUGGCACAAAAUUAGGUAAAUUAUUCAAUAACAAGGCUUCUAUUAGGAGCCUGUGGGUCUGAAUUGUAAUUUACUUACCUGUAAAUGACAGCAGAAAUGCCCUGCAACUAUUAAGAAGAGAUAGAAGGCAACAAAUGCUGUUUGUGAACGUCUGCAAAAGACUGUUUAUACUUUCUGAUUCUUAAAUUGUUUGGAGAGGAAAUACUUUCCUAGUGUUCAUAAGCAGGGAGGAACAAUCCACUGUAAAACAAACUUUGUGCCCUGCUCGUAACUGCCACAACAGUUUAUGUACAUACCUGGUCAACUGCAAUACACUGCUGCUUAACUUCUGUUUCUGCUCUGUAAAACACUAUUUUUGUUAAGCUAAGAUCUUUUCUAUAUUUGAUAAGAAGAUUCUCACCAUUAAAAGCACUUAACAAAUCA